UGCCGCCAUCUUGGUGCGUGCCUAAGAGCCACACUUCUUAGUCCUCAAAUACAGACUGUAUUAUAAUUAAAAUUACUGCUGGCCUAGCUGGUUAACAGAGGGAAGGAACACAUUGCAGGCGUGCUCUGUGAACUUGCUUCCUAGUAAGAUAUUAAAUGAAUGCAUGCAAUGUGAUUUGAGAAUGUUAAGACUUUACUGCCCAGAUAACUUAGGAAGAUAUUUUCUUGGAAGGCCUUAAAUGAAUAUUAAUCCCUUUUCAGUGCAGACUUGAUUUUAAGAUUACAUUUACCAUUUGUCUCGCCAUACUAUUCUGCAGUUAUGAUCCAGUUUCACUGCACAAAUUUCUUCUAUCUUACUGUCCGCAGAACUCCAUCCCUACCCAUAGGCAACUGCAUGGGCAAGGCUCAGGCAGAACCUGCAUUAAAUGCAGUGAAUUUUAUAUGUUCCUAAGAAACAUUAUGGAAAGGAUGAGUAAGAAGUUUUACAUUUCCAUCACAAUUUACAAUUCCAUCUGACUCACAUCUGUGUGAGUCAGAAAUGAGAAUCGACUCCAGAACUCUUACUGGUCUUACAGAGUCCCCUUUUGCCCAUACAAACUCAAGUGGGAAGCACCUGCCUGCUCCAGAACUGCUCUGUACCUGAAAGGUAUGACCGAGUGAAAUGCGUUUGCAUUACCUGUAGCACCAAGUGGAUGUCCCUUUGAAAUCAAGCCGCCGCUGGGAUUAAUGACCCAUUUUCCUCCAUAAGUGUUGUCUCCUCUGUCAAUCAGGUCACACGCUUUUCCUGAUAGAACAAUAGUUAGAGAAGGAAAACCGCUCAGGGUUUUGUAAAACAUCAUUUUUCAGUUCUAGCGUCGCUAACCAGAGAUGCUGCAAAUACUUUCUGCCCGUCAAACCCUUAGAAAGAAAUACACCAGCACAGAUUUUACAAGGGCAGACUGAACUGAGCCCAGCAGCGUUCAUGAGACUUGCUUACGUGACUGGAGAAAGCGUAACAUGGCAGAGAAGCUGGGUGGUGAGUGCCUGAUGCAAAAGCUUGCUUUACUUAGCUGUUCAGCUGUUUUGUGGAUAUACGGUGUUGUGAUACAGUCAACAUAAUGCAGCUAUUAAUUAUUUUACUAAGGAAGCUGCAAUGAAAAUUAUGGGUUUUUUUUUGGUAAAAGAAAAGCUAAAGUUGUGAGUGGUGUUAAUAUAUUUUUGCCGUGUUAUCUCCAAAAGGAAUUGCUUGCACAAUUAUCAACACUGGGGGGCUGCAUAACAAUAUUUCCUGACGAUCUAUAAAGUUGUCUCAUUGAGAAUGCUCAGACUUAGUUAAAUACACCAUCUAGUGACAGAAGUAUGAAAUUUUCACAAAAUCACAUGAAAACGGAAUAAAGACUGCAUCGGAUACUGAAAUCCCAUAGCCCUUAAUCUCCUUCUCCUGCUUGCUUAGAAGAGCCAUUCCUGCACAAGCUUGGUGUGUGUUUUCGUGCAGUUAGCCAACGCAUUAGCCUUGUGUACUAAUCUAGAAAUCACAGUAACACACUGAUUUGUUAAAUACAUUCCACAAUUUGCAGGUCUUUAUGUUACUACAGCGGCAGCUUGCUUUUUCCUCUGAUGAGGUUAGCUAAUACGGCAUUCAAAGAUGUAAGAUGUGUAUAGUACACAACUCGAUGUUCCAAUUAUACAUAGAAGUAAUAAAAUAUUUGUUAUGCUUUCCACGUUAGUAAACCAAAUAGCUUCACUGAUGCUAUUACCUUCUGGGUUGAGUCCAAGAGCUUCUUAGGGAAUGAACUCAUUUACCAAGAAGCCUUCUUGGAGUUCAGUCACAUGAACAGCAGGAGCUUUUAGCCAGCAGGGUGAGCUGGGCUGGGCCGCGUUUGGGCUGCAGGCCAUGGGUUGGACAUGCCCCCUAUAGGGCACACCAGUGCACAGUGAAGAGCACUGGGAGCUGUUUAACAGACCCUGGAGUGCACUGUGCGGUCCUGGAACGUCUCUAGGUCACCUUAGGGCACACCAGGGGGCUGUGUUAGUACUGCAGUGCUCUUGAGUAUGCUUGGGGAGUCCUGGGAGUCUUCAGUUGCACACUAGGAUGUCUCUAGGGCACUCUACAGCACACUUAGGAGUUAUGGGAGCAUUCUACUGUAUCUUAGGUUACACUGGGAGGACCUGGGUGUCCUCAGGGUACUCUGGGAGACCUCUGGUGCAUCUUAGAGCACACUCAGGAUUUCUGGGAGCACUCCAUUAUGCCCUAGAGCACCCUGGAGGGCUCUGUGGAGUCCUCUAGUGCACACUAGGAAGCUUCUAGGACAAACCAGUGAACAUGGAGGGCAUGUUUAUUGACCCAGGGAGGCCUCUGCAGUCUAUAGAAAGCAGUGAGGUUUCUUUGGAGUCUUUUCUGGCAUCCUAGAGUAUAGAGGGGGCUAUAAAGCACGGUGGGCACUUGCAGGGAUCUUCUAUGGUGUCUAAAAUACACUGGGGGUGCCUUGCUGGCCUCUAGGGCAAAUUGGGAAGCCUCUAGUAUGCCCUACAGCAGAGGGACAGGCUCUGGGAUUACGCUAGCUCUCUGCCUGUCUCUGCUUACCACUGGUGGUGAAGUGAGAUGGCAGGGAAUGCUGAGGCACGGUGACACAAAGGAGGUCAGCUGUCGGGGCUGCGGUACUGUGUAGCUGUGCUGGGUAUCCAGCUGGGGUGAGGGGUCGAUGACUUGUGUGUUAAAGCUUCUCCAAAGGGUCAGAAAGGGCUCUGUCCCUGUAGGGCUGUUGGGAGAUACAGCCCUGUGCUGCCAAGGCUGCUCUGACCCUAGUGUGGGGUCACUUCUAUAGGGCCUGAAGCUGCAGCCCUCAUAUGCCCAUCUGAGAGCUAUUUAAACUGUCACCUCCUUGGAGCAGGAUCUCCAUCGCUUCCUGUUUCACAGAGUGCUGAGCUGGAUGUCAGCUCUUGUUAAAUGGAAAAGAAUAAGACUGCAAUUAGCCUGGUGGAUAAAAGGCAGGGAAAGUCUCAACUAUGAGAAAUCAACACUUGAAGAAGCAAACCACAUAUGGGGAGCAAAUGCUGGAGAAAAAAAGCAACAACAAAACACAACAAGUGGAAAAAAUUCACUUAUUACCUAAGUUAACAGCAGUGUAAUUUGUUGGAGUAACAGCGUGAGCUGUUCUGUACCAUAUAUCCGUAACAAGAAUUCGUUGCUGAGAGAAAAGCAGAUGACUUUAUAAGACACUGUGCGGUUGUUCUGGGAAAUGUUAGUUAUUUACUGUUGGUAUAGUAACAGAAUUACCCUAGUGAUGCUGCAGCAAGCUAAAAGGAACAUGUAUAGUAUAAAGCAAGUACAAAAUAUACCGAGUCUGUGUCCCCAUAUUUCAGGUAGAUUAAAAGCAGUCAUGGAUUUUUUUUUUUUUUUUAACAGUACGUAUCCUCUGGGAGAACAAACAUCUUAAAAUUCAUUUGGAUCAACACACAGAUGCCAAUAGGCACUUGGCCAGGCUCUGCUGUGCAUACUUAUGUUUGAAAAAUACUUCCUUUCCUGCCUUGGAGACAAAAACGCCUUUUACUCUCAGUGUUUUGAUUAUUCACUUUUUAAAGCAAAUGACAGCAAGUUACUUAAAAGAUUGUUAAUAGGCUUUGUUCUCUGCUUUCAAUUAAAGGCACAGUGUCAUCAUAUAGCACUGGACCCUUGAGGAGUGUCAGUGUUUCUGCAGAGUCUUAUUUAAAUUGGGCAAAUAAAGCUGAAAGUAAAGAACGUUUUAUGACAUGUUGAUACAACUAAAACUUAAUCCUCCUGACUGCCUUGUGUCUCACUCCAUGCUUAUCACAAAUAAGCUGGUGUCAUUCUGCCGACCAAACCAGCAUUCUUGCACCUUCCUAAAUAUGCUCAUGCUUUAAUGGAUCUGCUUACACCUUCUGCUGUCUUCCCUAUUGUUUCUUGACUGGGGUGUGCUUUAUUUGAUUAUGCUGUCCAUCGGAUCUAAAGAAGUGAUUGUACCAGAAUUCAAACUGAAUUUUCAGCUUCAGAUUUUGAACCUGAAUGUCGCUUUGUUCAGACUGCAGCUACCACUGCAGGGAACAUGUGAGGGUACAAAGACUUGAGUUGGACCGGAAAUUUUGAAUGCAGCUAAUUCUAAGUUGUGAGUUCUGCCGUGGAAUUUCUUUCCUCUGACAGCACCAGAAAGCUGUAGUGACAGCAGAAGCAGAAGCUGCCUGAGGCCUUACACCGUGCUGGGCACAGCCCUUGGCUUAGUGGUGGAUCAGAACACUUUGGGGGCGAUGCCAGCCGGCGGCCGGGAGCUGCUGGUGCUGGGGCUGCUGGCGCUGGGCUGUGCCGCCGCCAACGACUUCCCCGAGAGUGUUCUGGGGCGAAGGCGGCCACCAGGCCCGGCCCCUGGCUGCCCCCGCGACUGUGGCUGCACCCAGGAGGGCGUCGUGGACUGCGGUGGCAUCGACCUGAAGGAGUUCCCGCUGCUGCUGCCUGAGCUGACCAACCACCUCUCGCUGCAGAACAACCAGAUAGAAGAAAUCUUUCCAGAAGAGCUUGCUCGCCUUCACAGACUAGAAACUCUCAAUUUGCAAAACAACAGGCUGACUUCAAAAGGGCUGCCAGAGGAAGCAUUUGAGCAUCUGGAGAACCUGAAUUACUUAUACCUGGCAAACAAUAAGCUAACAGUGGCUCCAAAAUUCCUACCAAAUACCUUGAUCAGUGCAGAUUUUGCAGCCAAUUAUCUCACUAAGAUAUAUGGGCUCACAUUUGGACAGAAACCAAACUUGAGAUCUGUGUACCUUCAUAACAACAAACUUUCGGAUGCUGGCUUACCUGAUAAUAUGUUCAAUGGCUCUAAUAAUGUGGAGAUACUCAUCAUGUCCAGCAAUUUCCUGAAAUAUGUUCCAAAGAAUCUCCCUCCAGCAUUAUACAAAUUACAUUUAAAGAACAACAAGCUAGAGAAGAUUCCCAAAGGAGCCUUCAGUGAACUUACAGGCCUGCGGGAGCUGUACUUACAGAAUAACUACUUGACUAACGAAGGAAUGGACAACGAAACUUUCUGGAAACUGUCUAGUCUUGAAUAUCUGGAUUUGUCCAGCAAUAACCUCUCACAAAUCCCAAGUGGUUUGCCUCGAAACAUCGUCCUCCUUCACCUGGAGAAGAACGCAAUUAAAGUGAUUGGCAGAGAUGUCUUGACCCAAAUUAAGAACCUUGAGUACCUCCUGCUCCAUAAUAACAAAUUAAAAGCCCGAGGUAUUCACCCAUCAGCCUUCCAGGGCUUGAAGAAAUUGCACACUGUCCAUCUGUAUAACAACCUCCUGGAAAGGAUUCCCAGUGGGCUGCCUCGACGAGUGAAAACACUCAUGAUCCUGCAUAACCAGAUCUCUGAGAUUAACAGGAAUGACUUUGCUACCACUUACUUCCUUGAAGAGCUGAACCUGAGCUACAAUAAGCUCAAAAGUCCCCAGAUCCACCGGGAGGCCUUCCGUAAACUGAGGCAGCUAAAGUCCUUGGAUCUUUCUGGAAACAACCUCAACACAGUGCCCUAUGGCUUUCCAAAGAACUUGCAGGUUCUGAAGCUGAAGGAAAAUGAGAUAAGUGACAUCCCCAAAGGGACUUUGUCUGGGAUGACAAAGCUGCGGGAACUGUAUUUGAGCAACAAUAAACUGAAAGUAAACUCCAUUUAUUCAAGAGCGUGGAGGGAGCUCAGCAGUCUCCAGUCACUAGACAUGGCUGGCAACCAGCUGACUUCUAUCCCAUUGGGUCUGCCAGAAUCUCUGGAGUAUCUGUAUCUUCAGAACAACAAGAUCACAGUUGUUUCAGAGAAUGUUUUUGAGUCCACACCCAAACUAAAGGGAAUUUACCUCAGGUUUAAUAAGAUUGCAGUUGGAGCACUGAAGGUAAGUACCUUCCAAAGUCUACAGCACUUACAAGUACUGGAUAUUGAAGGGAACCUUGAAUUCAGCAACACUUCAAAGAAUAAGGAUGACUCAGAAGAGGAAGCAGAAGAUGAAGAAGAUGAGGAAAACUGAUGUAAAAUAUGAACUCACACAGGCACGCCAUGAGGAAGCAAAGCAUAUGGAAAAUUACAUAUAUGUCUAUGUGUAUAUAUCUAUAUAGAUAUAUAGAGAACACUUAGCAGAAUGUGCAAUGAAUUAUACAGAAACUGUCAUGGCACUGAGCCAGGCUUAUGGAAGACAGUGUGUUGCAGUGCCUUAUUCAGGGAGAGACCCUGAAUGCCUUUCCAAAGCUUCCAAAUCAUCUUAUACAAGACCCAGGAUCAUAAGGGAUUGCUUUGGAACUCACAAAAGCUGGCUUUUGUUUCUUGUUUCUCUUCCUUCACUGUUUCCAUCUGUAAUAACAAUAUGGGACUGUUUUGAACACAUGCCCUCAAAUGCUUUUUUUGUCACUGCAUUUUAAGUGAACUAUGUAUUAUGCUUCGCUUCUUUUCUUGCACCCAAAAGAAGCUGUUGUUGAUCAGACAAGAUGGAUAUUUGCAGUAGUUUCAUGUGUGGAGCAGUAUAUGAAGCAUUUGGGUCAUCAAGCAGCGGUAAUAAGUCUAGAUUAAACUAUUCCUCUGUUAGAACAAUGUGUAUAUUUGGAUGAGAAAAACAAAAUAAGGCUGGAUCCCAUAAUAUUUUAUCUGUACUGCUACUGCCUGCAGUAUAUGCCUGUUUUAGAAAGUUUUUAAGAUAAAACAAUUGCUCUUAUAUAUAUAUAAAAACCUAUGUCUGCCUUCCAAAGGUUUGGUAUAGUUUGUGCCUUGCUGUUGUUUGACUAUGUGGCAGUUGUGUGAAUAUCUCGGAAGAUAUGUCCAGAAGACUGAAUAUCAGUAUGCAGUAUGAUACAUGCAGUAGAAUUUUUUACAUAUUGUAUAUCUUAUAUGUUAAGAGUCAGAUGUGAUACUAAUGAAGCAAAAGAGAUAAGUGAGUGGAAACUGAUAAGUGUCAACUAAAAUUUUUUUGUUUAUUUCAAGUCUUGUGACAGUGCUUGUUCUCAAAAUCUCUUAAAUUAAAACCUCACUGCUGAGUA
Molecule: messenger RNA, 6984 nt
Organism: Numida meleagris (helmeted guineafowl)
Lineage: Eukaryota; Metazoa; Chordata; Aves; Galliformes; Numididae
Gene: PODN
Product: podocan
Exons: 11
Coding region: 4242-5984 (580 amino acids)
Molecular function (GO): protein binding
Source: RefSeq, a predicted model, not a curated record